Messenger RNA from Paramuricea clavata, 1880 nucleotides. The record is from the annotation of a GenBank genome assembly. NCBI's taxonomy places the organism in Eukaryota, Metazoa, Cnidaria, Anthozoa, Malacalcyonacea, Plexauridae.
AUGUCUCAUCCCGAGCUCUCGGGCAAAGAUAUGAAAGAAUUCAUGGAGAAGUCGUUAACACAAAUGUGCCAACAGCUUACCAAUGUUGUCGACGAUCGGUUUGCUCACUUGAAGAGAGAAUUGUCUGCUGAUAAUUCAGCGACGCUAGACGCCUUUGCGAACAAGAAGGCUCGCUUAGAGAAACCUCGAUUUAAGUUAAAGGGCAAUGAGCAGCAAUAUAAUCACCAGCUUGGUGUGCUGGACACAGUGGAAAGUGCUACCACAGCUCUCGAGCAUCAAGACAUCCAUAAAGCUAUCAGUUUCCUACAAGAAGGUAAAGUAGCCAUACUGUAGUAGCAAGAAUGAAGCUUAUCAAAUUAGCUGAUACGAGCGACCAUGGUUGGCAAACCGUAGCUGAAUAUAUGACUAACGAGCUAGCCGAUAACUCAGAUGACGAGAAACGGAUCGACCGCGCAGAGAAAACUGCUGAAAAGAAGCCGAAGAAGGCCAAGGCAUCCAAAACAUCAAAGUCUCGGCCGUUUCCUGGCUAUCCAAACCGCAUCCCAUAUCGUAAUUCUAUGCCCUCACGUCGACCAGUGUUCCCUGACCACAAUGGUCCACGCGGGAAUGCAAUUGGGCCUUGUUAUAAGUUAAGUGGUACAUCCAUGUAUAUAGCAUUGUGUUUUGCUUUAGAGUCACAACACUAUAGGUCGACAGCCGUCAUACGACUGCUUUGUUCUUACCUCGAGCGUUUAAGCAGCAAUAAACACAAAGUGCUUCAAGCAACAUGUUGCUGUACGUGUGUGUGUUUAUUCGAUAUAAUUAUAUUAGAUGUUUUAACUAUCUGCGUUACGCAAUUAAGCAGAUAAUUUAUAUAUAUCUAAUGGUUUGAUAUUCAGAAUAAUGUUCUGCUAUGAAUACAUAACUAUGUUACAUUGUUAUGCAAUAGUAUAAAAGGCGUAUACAAGACUUGAUUAUUCCUCACUGCUUACACGUUCUUCAGUCAAACUGAAUUUCUAUUUAUUAUAUUAAUGUUGAUGGUCAUAUAUGUUAUUCUAUUAUUUACAGUGUUUACAGUAGAAGUUGCAUGAUCUGCAGUGUGAGGAGGAAGAUCAGGUUGGAUUAUUCCUUUUUAGUUCUAAUAGUGACGAUGUGCAUGGAGUUUUUGUAGUGAUAGUGUGCGUGGGGGGCUUUACAGGUGUUCAAAUUACUGGCGUGAUACACUUAACGCCUCCCAGUUUGUGCAAAGUAUAGUGCAGGACGGUUAUAAGAUUCCAUUUCGGUCCAUUACAGAGACCAGUUUUUUAGCUAACAAUAAAUCUGCCAGGGAUCAUCCUGACUUUGUCUCAGAAGCAAUUGUUAAAUUACUGAAAGGUCGAUACAUUGAGGAGCAAUCAGAACCACCCUAUUGCGUUAAUCCUUUGUCUGUUGCUAAAGGAAAGAAAUUACGUUUAGUUCUUGAUCUCCGCAACAUUAACGGGCAUUUGCUCAAGCAAUCAUUUCCAUAUGAGGAUCUUCGAUCAUUAUCUCAAUUAUUUGAACAGAACUUUUGGUUUUUCACAUGGGAUCUUAAAUCCGGUUAUCAUCAUGUUGAUAUUUAUGUCGCACCCAGAAAAUUUCUAGGAUUUUCGUGGAAUUUUAACGGGAAGUUGAGAUAUUUUAUUUUCUGUGUUUUACCUUUUGGCCUAAGUUCAGCUUGUUAUUGUUUUACCAAAUUACUUAGGCCGUUAGUGAAACGAUGGCGUAUGAUGUCCUACGCCUCUUUUGUCUAUUUAGACGACGGUAUUUCCGGUCAUAAACGUCGUAUUGAUGCUUCUGCGGCCAGUAUUAUUCAAAAGAAAGAUUUAUCGUGUUCCGGUCUUAAAACGAAUGAGGAAAAAUGUCAUUGGGAGCCCAUAUAA